Caenorhabditis briggsae is the source of this 261-nucleotide messenger RNA. The record is from RefSeq and is a predicted model, not a curated record. The transcript has 2 exons. The coding region runs from base 1 to 261 and encodes 86 amino acids. Lineage: Eukaryota; Metazoa; Nematoda; Chromadorea; Rhabditida; Rhabditidae.
AUGUCUUUGACUGCCGAUCCACCAGCAUGCACCAUCAAGUCGUCAAACAACAAUGAGUACCGUAUCACCCCAGUGUUCGGAUUCAUCGAUCCAUCUGGAACCAAGGACAUUAACAUCACUCGCACUGCUGGAGCACCAAAGGAGGACAAGCUUGUCAUCCACUUCGCCAACGCCCCAGCUGAUGCUACUGACGCUCAGGCUGCUUUCGCGGCCGUCACUCCAGCUGGAACUGUAACCAUCCCAAUGUCGGCUACAGCUUAA